AUGGUUAGCAUAUUUAACGCGGAAGCUUCUUCCUCAGCUACACUGAUAGCAACAGCCAACAUCAUGGGUACGCCUCGCCCUCGUUUUCUGCUCACCCUUGUCCUCGUGGCUUCUCUGAACCUCCUCGCGGUUUUCGCGGCGCUCCCUCCGGAUGGUUACUUAGACGCGAGCGAGCCCGCACUCGAGCAAGCAUACGACCCGCGCGCGCUCCUCGUGGCUGACAGCGAUGCCUCACUCGACUCCGUCCCGGAGUCCGUUGACUCGAUUGACUCCGUUGACUUCGAGGAGUCGGAGGACCCGCGGGUGCUUCUCGCGAUGGGCGAUGUAGCGACGGACUUGAAGCAGACGUCGGACGUCGCGAGCGGCCUCGUGAAGCAAGCCAUUGGGCAGGCGGGGAGGAACGUGCGCCGCAACUCGGUCGGGUCCAUGAUGGGAGUCCCGCCCAAGAAGGGCAAGAAGAAGCACCGCCGCCACCGCCACCGCGGGGGGAAGAAAACUGGGCCGGCGGGAGCUGGUAAGCGCAACUCGGGCGCAGCUCCCAAGGCGUCCGCUGCCGGUAAGCGCAAAUCGGGCGCGGCAGCCCCCAAGACGCCCGCCGCUCCUGCUGCUGGCGCGAAGGGGGUUCCGAAGAAGCAGACGGGAAGCAACCCGGACGCAGCAUCCAAGCCGUCCGCGGCUCCCGCUGCUGGCGCGGCAGCCGUCCCGAAGAAGGAGGCGCGAGCAAAGGACACCUCGGAAGCAGCCCCCAAGGCCCCCGCUGCUGCAAGCGAGCCACGCGCACUCCUCGAGGCGGCCGACAGCGAUGCGGCCUUGAUUGACUCCGUUGACUUUGCCUCCGUUGACUCCGUUGACUCGGAGGACCCGCGGAUGCUUCUCACGAUGGGGAACGCAGCGGCGGACCUGAAGCAGUUGUCGGACGACGCCAGCGGCGCCGUGAAAAACGCUCUCGGGCAGGCGGGGAGGAAGGUGCGCAACUCGGUCGGGUCCAUGAUGGGAGUCCCGCCCAAGAAGGGCAAGAAGAAGCACCGCCGCCACCGCCACCGCGGGGGGAAGAAAACUGGGCCGGCGGGAGCUGGAAAGCGCAACUCAGGCGCAGCUCCCAAGGCGCCCGCUGCUGGUAAGCGCAACUCGGGUGCGGCAGCCCCCAAGACGCCCGUCGCUCCCACUGUUGGCACGGCGGCCGUCCCGAAGGAGCAGGCGCCGGGGGCAAAGGCCACCUCGGACGCAGCCCCCAAGCCCACCACUGCCACCGCAGCCCCCAAGCCCCCCACAGCCAGCGCUGCGAGCAGUGCUGCGAGUAGUGCUGCGCCCGGCAUUUGA
Messenger RNA from Closterium sp. Naga37s-1, 1320 nucleotides. The record is from the annotation of a GenBank genome assembly. Lineage: Eukaryota; Viridiplantae; Streptophyta; Zygnematophyceae; Desmidiales; Closteriaceae.